AAAAAAAAAAAAUUCAACUGCACACAGGUGUGUUGCAUCAGAGCCUAACUGACCCAAAGGCAACCACAGCCCGAUUGGACGGCUCCCCGGAGUCCCGGACCUUUAAGACCAGAGGGCAAAGUGUUGUUUUCGAGCUUUCGGCACCAGAAAACCAGAUGGUGAGCUUUGUGGAGCAGCAUCAGGACAAUCAAGUCACGUGACAUCCCAUCCCUGCCUUCAAGGACCGACGGACACUUAAACAGCUUGACGCCGUGCACGAUGCGAACAUUAGCGGCUGUCACGGGAGGACACUUGGCGAGGAUUCUGCUUUAUGGGCUCGAGCCAAGAAGCCUCCGUGGCUCCACCGGCUCCCCCGUCGUGAAGCCGCCGCUCCUCUUCUCGCGCUGAGCCCAACGUCCGGACGACAAUGUGACCGCGGGGUCCGGCUCCAAGUUCGAUUUGAUGGAAAGCGAGCAUCCGAAUCCCGGAAGAUGGGCUAUGGGCAAAUCCUCCACAAGCGCGGCCACAGUGAGCAGCAGCUUCGCCUUAAUGUUGGAGGACUUCACUUCGAGGUGGACGGAGGCACGUUGCGGCAGUUUCCGCACACGCGUCUCGGCCGCCUGCUGCGCUGCCGGAACGAGACGGCCAUCCUGGAGCUAUGCGACGAUUACAGCGCCGCCGACAGGGAGUACUACUUUGAUCGGAAUCCCCGGGUGUUCCUCUGUGUGCUCAACUUCUACCAGACUGGGCGCCUGCACAUGAUAGAAGACGUGUGCGUGUUUUCCUUCAGCCAGGAGAUCGAGUACUGGGGCGUCCACGAGUUCCACCUGGCCGACUGCUGCAGCAACUGGUUCCACGAGAGGAAGGAGUACAUCCAUCACCGGGACUGGGACGCCAGGAGCGAGGACGGCCGGCAGCCCAGCUUCGAUUCGUCUCUGGCGGAGUUGUCGGCGCUGGAUCAGGACCUGGCCAAGUUCGAGGGCGCGUGGUGCGCCCAGUUCCGGAGUUACAUCUGGCUCAGGCUCGAGGAUCCGGGUCACUCCCGAGCGUCCAAGAUCAUCGCACUGGCGUCCCUUAGCGUAGUACUGACGUCCAUCAUCGCCAUGUGCGUCCACAGCAUGCCCGAGUUUCAGCACGUGGACGACAACGACAAGCCCAUCGAGGACCCGGUCCUCGCCAUCCUGGAGAUGAUCUGCAUCGUGUGCUUCUCGGCCGAGUUCAUCAUCCGCUUGUUCGUGGCCCCCUCUCCCAGGAAGUUCCUCGGGAACCCCUUGAACAUCAUCGACGUCGCCUCCAUCCUGCCCUUCUACGCCACCCUGGCUCUGGAAAACGCAGACGAGGAGGCCGCUGAGGAGAACGAGGACAUCCAGAACGUGGGGAAAGUGGUGCAGGUUCUCCGCCUCAUGAGGGUCCUCCGAAUCCUCAAACUGGCUCGGCACUCCAUAGGGCUGCGAGCGUUGGGCGCCACCGUGCGUCACAGCUACAACGAGGUGGGUCUCCUUCUUCUCUUCCUCUCCGUAGGGAUCUCCAUCUUCUCCGCCCUUAUCUACUUUGCGGAAAAGGAGGAGGAAGACACGGACCUGGGCACCAUCCCUUCCGGUUGGUGGUGGGCCACCAUCACCAUGACCACGGUGGGCUUCGGGGACACCUGCCCCGUGACUCUGGUGGGGAAGAUAGUCGCCACCUUGUGUAUCAUCUGCGGACUUUUAGUGGUUGCGCUACCCGUUACCAUCAUUUUCAAUAAGUUCUCCAAGUACUACCAGAGGAACCAAGCCAUGGAGAACCAAUGUAUCCCCAAACCGGAGAGACAGGACCCGGACCUCCCCUAUUACAACAUCAGCGACUUGUUCACCGAUAAGGUGUAUCCGUUCCUUGAGGGCGUCACUCUCAGGAACAGCGUAAGCAGCGGUGGGGACAACACGGACGCCUCGAGCUUACAGGACUUCGACAUGUACUACGUUGAUACUCGUGAAAACUCAAAUACCGAACUGUGAAAUGCCGCGGUACUUUGACUUGCGAUUUGUUUUGAACCCGCGAUCACAUCUUUAGCAUUAGGUGUUUUCUGGAGAUACUAAUUACAUUUUUGGACCUACAUGACUUUUCCGUGAAAACGUACACAAAUGCAUCUUAGUGAUCGAGUUCCCUUUUUUGGGAGCUUCUUAAACAACUUGUCUUUAGAGUUAAUGCCACUGGAGAGAACUUUGUCAUGUUCUUGCAAUACACCGGAGGCAUCUGUGAGCUUGAUUGCCGGGAUGAAGCAGCCAUUUUGCGUUCACUUCGUAGCCGACAGCCAAAUAACUGCUGUUAUUUCUCAGCUAUGAAUGAAUCUGUGUGAAUGUGUCAACUAUUGCAUGUCUUUACGGUUAUUAUGAUUGUAUAAAGACAAGAGUGUACAUGG
This is a messenger RNA of Syngnathoides biaculeatus (alligator pipefish), 2377 nucleotides long. RefSeq names its product potassium voltage-gated channel, delayed-rectifier, subfamily S, member 3b (gene kcns3b). Gene Ontology annotation, molecular function: voltage-gated potassium channel activity; protein binding. The transcript has 4 exons. Bases 471 to 1973 code for a protein of 500 amino acids. Gene Ontology annotation, biological process: potassium ion transmembrane transport; protein homooligomerization. The record is from RefSeq and is a predicted model, not a curated record. Gene Ontology annotation, cellular component: voltage-gated potassium channel complex; membrane. NCBI's taxonomy places the organism in Eukaryota, Metazoa, Chordata, Actinopteri, Syngnathiformes, Syngnathidae.